UGGCAGCUCAUACCUGCCUAUAACUCAAUCAAACACACUCACAUAGACAUGUAGGCAAAACACCACUGCUCUUAAAAUAAAAAUUAAAAAAUAAAGCAGAGUUCAGCUACUAGCCAUGAGACGGUCAAGUUGAAGGUGAGGUAAAGGCUGUUUAUUCUUAGCCUAACUCACAACCUAGCUAUUAAAUUAAUAAGGGGGUUCUAAAACCAGAUCAUGUUUUCUAUAAGCCUUUCUUCAGCCACGAGGGCUUGGUAAAUGUCUGCGGAGAGAGCGGUUUUCUUUUCCUAGUGAUUUUGCUUGAAAUACAGAUUUAUGUUAGGGUUUCAUGGAGACUGAUUUCUUCAGUGCUAGAGAUGGAACUCAAGGCCUCACACAUGAAGCAAGGACUCUACCCCUAAACCACACUCCUAUUGCAAGACUUUGUUUUGUAUUUAGUGGAUUACAGGACAGGGAUCUAUUUGAAGUCAUGAGGUAUAUUGACAUUCUGUUUCACUUGCUGUUUCUGUUUUAUGCAAGUUCCCAAGCAACUCACAUUUGCAAACACAGCUAUGGAACCACUAUUUGUCUUGACAAUAGUUACCUUGGAAUUUAGGUUGAGUUUUCUAUCUCCACUUCCCUGUUUCUUAAUCAUAUAUAACAUUUAUGGUAGCAGGUUGAGUUAAUGGUGUUAGCCUCUAAUGAGAAGCCAGGAAGAAUGAAUAGUGAGGACCUGGUCACUCUGAACGUGGGAGGGAAGCUCUUCACAACAAGGCUCUCUACCCUAAAGCAGUUCCCUACCUCUCGGUUGGCAGGCAUAGUAGAUGGCAGAGACCCAGAGUUCAAGACAGUUAAUGGCCAGAUUUUUGUGGAUAGAGAUGGUGCUUUGUUUAGUUUCAUUUUAGAUUUUCUGAGGAAUCAUGAGCUUCUAUUACCUUCUGACUUUUCAGACUAUCUUAGGCUUCAGAGAGAGGCGCUUUUCUAUGAACUCGAUUCUCUCGUUGAGCUGUUAAGCCAGCACCUGCUACAAUCAAGACCUGCACUCAUGGAGGUGCACUUCCUAAGCCGAAAUACUCAAGCCUUCUUCAGAGUGUUUGGGUCUUGCAGCAAAACCAUUGAGCUGCUAGCUAGAAGGAUUACAGUGUUUGUAGAGCAACCUACAGCACUGGCCCGGAGCGGUAACCCCUUCCCUCCUCAGGUGACUUUACUUCCACUGCCUCCACAAAGACCUUCUCACCAUGACCUGGUUUUCCACUGUGGCUCUGAUGGCACUAUUGAGAACCACGCUGGAGUCAGGUACAUUUCCAUAAAGCCUGAUAACCGAAAAUUGGCGAAUGGAACAAAUGUCUUCGGCUUGUUGAUCGAUACUUUAUUAAAGGAAGGCUUUCAUCUGGUCAGCACUAGAACACCAGCCUCUGGAGACAAAAGUGAAUGCUAUGUCUUUGAAAGAAUAAAAAGCCUUCAAGUCCUUGGGGGGAAUAAAACACCAAACCCAGAAAAUACCACCAUACCAGCGCCAUCCCAGAAGUAACAGUGUAAAAAGACAGUAAAGGGAACAUGCUCUUCUUGUUUGGAAAUUCCAUACCUGGAGCAUGUGUGCCGUCAGAUUUGGACUUGGUCUGACUUUGGAUGUUUUCUCCUACCUGCCUUUUUGCCCUGGGGAAUCCAGCCCAUCAUGCUUAAAGCUACCCUGCAGACUCUCACAAAACAACACUGCACAGGGGAUUUAGCACUUUCUUCUUCAAGGUCUUUUACCAUGAAAUGGGUUCUGGUAAAACUGUGUCUGAGCCUAGUUUAGUCAUUUAUUAGCUAUGUGGCUUAAGUGAGGCAUUUCUGUGUUUCAACUUUAUCUAUUAACUAGGGACAAAAGAGUAUCCCCCUCAUAGUUAUGAGACUGUUGGUUAAAGGGAACAAAGUUCUCACUAUGGCAUGUGGUAGGCACUCAGUAACUGUUGAUAAUGAUCAUGGGUCACUUGCUUUCAAACCCAUCUCUUCUCUGAGGCCUUGUUUUCUCCUUCCCCAUUUGUUUACCUGCAGUGUCAGUGAUUAAAACCUCAUGCAUGCAAAGUGUCCUCUAUGACUAACUUGUACUCCCCAGCUGCGGAUCAUUCUGCAUAGACUUGUAUAUCACCGUAAAACCAUGUUUCCCUUACUUAAAUAUAAGAUGUUCGAAAAGUUUCUAAUGCUACUAUAUAUAAAGUAUUUUGCUAAACUUAUAAAUCAUACAGUAUCUAAAUUUGGUAAAAAGUUUUAGAAUAACAUUUAAAACACACAUAAUGAUUUAGUUUCUCUCAUUUUAUAUUUGUGUUAUUUUUAAACAAUAGGAUAAUACCUAAAAAAAAAAAAAUUCAUCAAAACCUAGUGUUUGCUUAUAGUUAAGUGAAAAGCUGUUGUAUGGAAAUACUUCAAAGUUUGCAAUUCAUUCAAGAACUUUAUUUUAGAUAUUUGUAUUAGUUUGGGCUUCUGUUGCUGUAAGUUGGGGAGGAAAGGGCUUUUUCAUUGUGCACUUCUGUGGGGGUACCCUGUGAACGCCAGGGCUGGCAGAUAAAGAAAUCCAGUUCAGCACAACUUAGCCUGUGUUGGUUCAAAUGAACCUGAUACUGGGCAGUUUAUUUUAGUCAUACUUAAGUACAGUACAACAUUGGGGAAAAAUUUUCCUGGUGACAGUUAUCACAAUAAAGCUUAAGGGUGGCUACAUUAAAACUCUUUUGCAAAGUACAUAUAACUUCUUUAGUAAGAAUGGAUUCUAGAGCUUAAGGUCCCAGGAGAGGA
Molecule: messenger RNA, 2748 nt
Organism: Myodes glareolus (Bank vole)
Lineage: Eukaryota; Metazoa; Chordata; Mammalia; Rodentia; Cricetidae
Gene: Kcnrg
Product: potassium channel regulator
Biological process (GO): protein homooligomerization; negative regulation of delayed rectifier potassium channel activity
Cellular component (GO): endoplasmic reticulum
Molecular function (GO): protein binding
Source: RefSeq, a predicted model, not a curated record